AUGGCCCUUUUCUUGGCUAUGGACCCGAUGCAAACUGUUUUUGCGAUCAAUGUAAUAGUUGCCGUAUUUCGCUUUACACUUGUAAGGGUGGUAGUUGUAGGAAUUAAUCGAAAGUAUUAUGCUAGUCAGAAAUCUCGUUCAAAUUCAAAUUAUGAGAACUCUAUUUCUUUUGAAACUUUAAUAAAUAAAUCACCUGAUUCUGUCGUUGAUAAGAAUUUGCCAGAAAUCUGGAAUAAUGCUUGGUCGGAACAACUUCUGUAA
Molecule: messenger RNA, 261 nt
Organism: Dentiscutata erythropus
Lineage: Eukaryota; Fungi; Glomeromycota; Glomeromycetes; Diversisporales; Gigasporaceae
Source: the annotation of a GenBank genome assembly